Molecule: messenger RNA, 1185 nt
Organism: Maudiozyma barnettii
Lineage: Eukaryota; Fungi; Ascomycota; Saccharomycetes; Saccharomycetales; Saccharomycetaceae
Gene: HOC1
Product: alpha-1,6-mannosyltransferase
Exons: 1
Coding region: 1-1185 (394 amino acids)
Biological process (GO): protein N-linked glycosylation
Cellular component (GO): mannan polymerase complex
Molecular function (GO): alpha-1,6-mannosyltransferase activity
Source: RefSeq, a predicted model, not a curated record
AUGGCGAAGUCGAGAAGUUUUUGGAAAGUGAAACGGUUAGUUUGGUUUAUUGUCCCUACCAUCGUCCUAGUGCUUUUGGUAGUGCGAUUCAUUAACAAUUCUAAAGCUACUGAUCUACAGACUAUAUUACAGAAUUUACCUACUGAAAUUUCCCAAAGUAUCAACAAUGCGAAUAACAAGCAACAGAAAGAUGCCGACAUCAUGUCGAGACUAGAGGAACUGACGGAACAACUGUUAGCCAAACAAGAAGAACAAAGUAAAGAAUUCGAGAAAGAACGUAAGGCUCUAGAAAAGAAAAUCAACGACUUGAAACCUGUGCCAGAUGACCUUACUUUGCGGGAGAAACUUGCUUACAAUUUUCCUUAUGACCCAAAAACAAGAUUCCCAGCUUUCAUAUGGCAAAUGUGGAAUGGUAAGAUGGAUGAUAUCGAAGUACUUUUGAGUAAACAACAAUGGGGUGACAAGAACCCAGGGUUCGUACAUGAGGUUUUUAAUGACGAACUUAUGGAUGCUAUAGUGCGUCAUUUUUAUAGUAGAAUUCCUGAAGUUUUAGAGGCGUACACCGUCAUGCCUUCAAGAAUUCUUAAGAUUGAUUUCUUCAAGUACUUGAUCCUGUUGGCGAGAGGUGGUGUGUACGUUGAUAUGGACACUUUCCCUGUCCAACCGAUUCCAAACUGGAUUCCUGAAGCUAUGGAGCCCUCUGAACUCGGCAUGAUAGUCGGUAUCGAACAUGAUGCACCAUUAAAUACAGACUGGAAGAAAUAUUUUGUUAGAAGAUUGCAAAUUGGUAACUGGGUAAUUCAAGCUAAACCAGGUCAUCCAACUCUUCGUGAAAUUGUUUCGCAGAUUACUGAACUUACAUUACACCGUAAGGAAGAAAAUUCUUUGCGUUUGAAUUUCCGUAAUGAUUUAACUGUCAUGGGGUGGACGGGGUCAGGUGCUUGGACAGACGUCAUAUUCACUUAUUUCAACGAUUACAUUAAGAGCGGUCUGAGGUCUAAGACUACAUGGAGAGACUUCCACGACAUCAGGAGGCCAAAAUUACUAAGUGACAUCUUAGUGUUGCCUCAGUUCUCAUUUGCAUCACCUCAAACUAUCGAAAACGAUGAUCCAAGAAAGAAAUAUUAUUUUGUAGUUCAUGCCGCUACAAGGUUCUGGAAAGGUGCACCAAAAGUCGAACAAUAA